This is a messenger RNA of Trematosphaeria pertusa, 2814 nucleotides long. RefSeq lists its product as uncharacterized. Gene Ontology annotation, molecular function: RNA binding. Bases 85 to 2619 code for a protein of 844 amino acids. The record is from RefSeq and is a predicted model, not a curated record. NCBI's taxonomy places the organism in Eukaryota, Fungi, Ascomycota, Dothideomycetes, Pleosporales, Trematosphaeriaceae. The transcript has 5 exons. Gene Ontology annotation, cellular component: mitochondrial inner membrane.
CAGGCUUCCUUGAAACAUCUCUCCCGUCUACCACAUAGCUAGGUCAGCGCGCAGCAUGCCUUCAUAGCCUCAACGUUCGUGAAUAUGCUUCCGAAGCUUGGGUGGCAUUCUGCUACCGUACGGAAUUCUCUGUCCGCGCGGUCGCAAUUGCAGGGAUGUCUGACAAGGACUUCACUUGGAGCGCGACAGAGGUAUCUAGGAGUUAGAAGCCGGUAUGCAUCAUUGCAAGCAGGUGAUAAUAAGUCGGGACAUAUUAGCGCCGGACCUAACGAAGGGCUCUUGUUCUUCGACAAUGUCUUCCCACUGAAGAUUCAGAAGCUCAUUGGGGUUCCGUUCACAUCUCAUGAAGACCCACCGAAAUUUCUGGAUAGAUUCAUCAGCCCAAGCAUCGCGGGGACGGAUCCUAGCAAGGUCAUUGAGAGGGCUUGCAGCAAGACCAAUCUACCGAUCAAGGCUACCGAAACGCUUCUACGGCUUAAGGAAGGUGGGGCGUUUGUGAAGUUCACGCACGAUGGGAGUACGCCGACGUCCGAGGUGGAGAAGGUGCUGAAGAAGUACUUGAAAGAGGAGCCCGUUAAGCCCUGGUGGAGCCCUUGGAGACGCAUGCACGUCAAUGUCGUCAGAGGCCGUCCUUGGGUGGAAGACCUCUUCCGACUGCCUACGCCGCGUGUCAAGGUCGAAUUCAUUCCCUCCGAGCCCGGAGCUGAAGCCGUCGAGCUAUCGCAGGAGCAGCUGUAUUCGUUCUUCCGGCCGUAUGGAAAGUUGAAAGAUAUCGUCACGCAGCCCCCGGAUUCGAAGAUUCUUCCCAAAUUCGCGUACCUGGAUUUUUCUACCAUGUCGAAGGCUAUUAUGGCCAAGAAUUGCAUGCAUGGGUAUCUUGUGAGCGAGGCGGAAGGUGGUGGGAAGAAGGGAACGAUUCUGGGGCUUAAGUAUGAGCAAAGGAUUAAGCCGCAUUGGAUUAGGGAUUGGUUGGUCAAUCAUCCGAGGAUUGUUAUUCCGGUCAUUGCUGCACUGAUUGCGGGGAUCACGGUUGCGGUCUUCGAUCCGAUCCGCACUUUCUUCGUCAAAGCGCAUAUCACGAGAGUGUUGCACAUCCAGGACAACAAGUGGUAUAAAUGGAUUGUGGGCUAUGCAACCGACAUAAUUCCGUGGCAUAAGAAACCAGACGAAGAUGCCGGCAUGGAAGCAGUAUGGGACGACCGAAAGGGCAACAUUGAACAGAUUCAGACUUGGUUGAUGGAGACAGCCGACACUUUCAUCAUUGUGCAGGGACCUCGUGGCUCGGGCAAGCGCGAACUAGUCGUCGAUCAAGCACUGAAACAUUCAAGGUACAAGCUCAUCAUCGACUGUAAACCCAUUCAAGAGGCGCGGGGCGACUCCGCCACGAUCAAUGCAGCGGCUGCAGGAGUCGGUUACAUGCCAGUGUUCUCGUGGAUGAACAGCAUCAGCGGCAUGAUCGAUAUGGCGGCGCAAGGUGCUACGGGUGUCAAGACCGGUUUCUCUGAGACGCUCGACACGCAACUUUCGAAUAUAUGGAACACGACCGGGACAGCUCUCAGGCAAAUCGCCUUGGACCAACGUCACAAGGACGAUAAAGACGCGCAUCUCGGCGAUGACGAGUGGCUUGAAGCGCACCCAGAAUGCAGACCCGUCGUCGUGAUCGAUAAUUUCCUGCACAAGAGCCAAGAAGGCGGCGUAGUGUACGACAAGAUUGCCGACUGGGCCGCCCGUCUAACAACCGCCAACAUCGCCCACGUAAUCUUCCUCACAAACGAUGUCUCCUUUAGCAAGUCCCUCUCCAAAGCGCUCCCGGACCGCGUCUUCCGCCAAAUCUCGCUUUCGGAUUGCAGCCCUGAAGUCGCCAAGACAUUCGUCCUCAAGCAUCUCGACGCCGACGUGGAAGACGAUCCCGAACCCCGCGACGGCUCGGCAAAAACCAUCCCCUCGCAGACCCGCACCGAUCUCGCCGAGCUGGACACAUGUAUCGACCUGCUCGGCGGACGACUUACGGAUCUAGAGUUCCUGGCAAGGAGAAUCAAGACGGGCGAGACGCCCACUAAGGCUGUACAGGAGAUUGUCGAUCAGUCUGCGAGCGAGAUAUUGAAGAUGUAUAUUUUUGGCGGGGAUGAGGGCGACACGACAAGGCGCUGGACCGCGGAACAAGCCUGGUUUCUCAUCAAGCAACUCGCAGCAAAAGAAACCCUGCGCUACAACGAGAUCCUGCUCGAUGACGUGAUAAAGGCCGGCGGCGAGGGCACGCUGCGCGCCCUCGAACAAGCCGAACUCAUCUCCAUCAUGUCCGGGCCCAACGGUCGCCCUGCCCUCAUCAAGCCCGGGAAACCGGUAUAUCAUCCUGCGUUUAAGAGACUGACUGAGGACAAGGUGCUGAAGAGUAGGCUGGAUUUGGGCAUCUUGACGAAUCUGAUCAAGGAUGAGAAUGCGACGAUAGAGAAGUGCGAGAAUGAGUUGUUGCUGCUGAGUAAACUGAAGGAGAGGCCCGGCCAGAUGAUGGGGAGGACGCAGUAUCUGCUGAAUAAGCUGGCGGCGAGUCAGAAUAAGGUGGAGGGGUAUGAGGGCGAGCAGAAGGUGUUGAAGAUGGUGCUUGGAGAGGAGUACUAGGUAGGUAGAUGAUGGGAAGGUGGGGGGUGGCUUUCAUGCCGAAGUUCGAGGUGAGGAAUGUACGUACAUAGUGAUACCAAUCUCCUUUCCACAAGUACAUAUGCAUGGCGAGAAGCGCGAGCAGGUUUGGUGGAGGCGCGGAGUGCGCGCGAAUAAUACAUUAGUACGGAUACAAGAGGUGCUAUAGAUCUCUUU